GGGGUCCUGGGGCUGACCCUGCUCGGGGCACUGCAUGCCCAGGACACCGUUCCCGUGCAAACCGACUUCCAGCAGGACAAGCUCACAGGGACAUGGUACAGCAUCGGCCUGGCCUCCAACUCCAACUGGUUCAAGGAGAAGAAGCAUCUGAUGAAGAUGUGCACCACGGUCAUCUCCGUCACUGCAGAUGGGAACCUGGAGGUCACCUCCACCUACCCUAAGGGUGACCAGUGUGAGAAGAGGAACAGCCUUUACACCAAGACGGAGCAACCUACAGCAGCCCACGGGAUGCUCUCCCUAUUUCCCGCAGGCUGGGGCAGCAAACACGACAUUCGUGUGGUGGAGACCAACUACGAGGAGUACGCCUUGGUGGCCACCCAGAUCUCCAAGAGCACCGGCACUUCAACCAUGGUGCUGCUCUACA
Messenger RNA from Cariama cristata (Red-legged seriema), 424 nucleotides. RefSeq names its product prostaglandin D2 synthase 21kDa (brain) (gene PTGDS). Gene Ontology annotation, molecular function: small molecule binding. The annotation marks the transcript as partial. The record is from RefSeq and is a predicted model, not a curated record. NCBI's taxonomy places the organism in Eukaryota, Metazoa, Chordata, Aves, Cariamiformes, Cariamidae. The transcript has 4 exons.